AUAAUCAUUGCGCCCUAGGUAUAUCUCACUCUAUAAAUAAACUAUCUUUGAACUAAAAUCAGUGUGCUUCUCUUGCCUGCCCCUCUCUGUACGAAGAAUAUACUAUGGCGGAGAUUGUUGACCAUGAGCUCCACAUAGUGAUGUUCCCAUGGCUGGCCUUCGGCCACAUGAUUCCGUUCAUUGAGGUCGCCAAGCAUAUGGCAAGAAAGGGUCACCGAAUCUCGUUUGUGUCAACCCCCCAAAACAUCGAUCGGCUCCCGAGAAUUUCCCCAGAGCUCACCACCCUCAUCGAUUUCGUGAAGAUCCCACUUCCUGCCGUGGAAAACCUCCCGGAGAAUGCCGAGGCCACCAGCGACCUGACCUAUGACAAGGUCCAAUACUUGAAGAAAGCGUACGACUUACUUCGUGAGCCCAUGACAAGGCUUCUUGAGUCCUUGGCCCCGGACUUUGUCAUAUACGACUUCGUACCUUACUGGCUCGGCCCGAUCGCGAGAAAUCUGGGCAUCAAGACAGCCAUGUUUAGCAUCUACAUAGCUGCAACCUUGGUCUUCACUGGCCCCACCUGGGCCUCGAUGGGUGGCGAUCACAGGAAGAGGCCGGAGGACUUCACCGUGCCUCCAGAGUGGGUCCCGUUUAAGACGCACGUCGCGUUUCCCUAUUUCGCCAUAAAGAGAAUCUUCGAUGCCGUCGAGGGGAAUGCAUCUGGAGUGUCCGACAUGCACCGGUUCGGAGCGGCAGAGGAAGGUGCAGACAUUAUCACCCUCAGGAGCAGCUAUGAGGUCGAGCCCGAGUGGCUGAAGCUGCUUGAGGAACUCCACCAGAAGCCCGUCUUUCCGGUCGGUCAGUUGCCCCCUCCUAGUGCUGGUGAUUGCAACUCAAGAGAUGAAACCAAAUCGUGGCAGCGCAUCAAGCAGUGGCUCGACUUACAGAGGAAAAGCUCUGUGGUUUACGUAGCAUUCGGAAGCGAGGCCAAACCCAGUCAAGAUGAACUAACCAAGAUCGCUUUAGGGUUGGAGAAGUCCGGGCUGCCAUUCUUUUGGGUCCUCAGGACCCAACUCGGCUCCUCCGAUACCGAUAGUGUAAAACUGCCGGAUGGGUUUGAGGAGAGGGUGAAAGGGAGGGGCUUCGUAUGGACGACAUGGGCGCCUCAAGUAAGUAUACUCGCCAACGACUCGGUGGGUGGGAUCCUGACUCACUCAGGGUGGGGCUCCGUGGUUGAGGCACUGUGUUUCGAGAGGGCUCUCAUACUAUUCGCACUCCUCUCGGAUCAAGGGCUCAAUGUUAGGUUUAUGGAGGAGAAGAAGAUGGGGUAUCCGAUCCCGAGGAAUGAGUCAGACGGGUCGUUUACGAGUGACGACGUCGCCGAGUCGCUGAGGCUAGUUUUGGUGGAGGAGGAAGGAAAGGUUUACAGAGACAAGGCAAAGGAGAUGAAGGAGGUGCUGGGAAACCCACAUCUUCAAGAGCAAUACAUGGAUAAUUUGCUCAAUCAUAUGAAAGCAAACAGACCAAUGACAAGAAGCAACAAAUAAUUUCUUGUUUAUAUCAUAAUAAGUCCUUUAAAAGAGGAAAAUAAUAUGUACUUGUGACGUGAAUAAGUUACUCUGCCACUUUACUCUUUUUUUUUUUUUCGGUUACAAUAGGGCGCGUGUGCAAAGUAUAUUGCUAUAAAAGAAUUGUAAUCAGGAGACGUAAAAGAAGUGUCCUUUCUAUUAUUCUGCAUUUACGGAAUUAUAUAUGCCCUCAAAGUACAAUUGGACUAGC
Molecule: messenger RNA, 1761 nt
Organism: Punica granatum (pomegranate)
Lineage: Eukaryota; Viridiplantae; Streptophyta; Magnoliopsida; Myrtales; Lythraceae
Source: RefSeq, a predicted model, not a curated record